This is a messenger RNA of Nematostella vectensis (starlet sea anemone), 1083 nucleotides long. Its product is annotated as intraflagellar transport protein 20 homolog. Gene Ontology annotation, cellular component: intraciliary transport particle B; Golgi apparatus; centrosome. NCBI's taxonomy places the organism in Eukaryota, Metazoa, Cnidaria, Anthozoa, Actiniaria, Edwardsiidae. The record is from RefSeq and is a predicted model, not a curated record. The coding region runs from base 38 to 427 and encodes 129 amino acids. The transcript is spliced from 5 exons. Gene Ontology annotation, biological process: intraciliary transport; protein localization to cilium; centrosome localization.
UCGCAAGGUAUCUUGGGUACUAAACAUCGUAUUCAAGAUGGCGGACGGCUCGGCCGGGUUCUAUUUCGACGAGCUGAAUAAAGUCAGAGUUUUAGAACCAGAGAUUAACACACAGACUCAAGAGCUGAAAGAAGAAUGCAAAGAGUUUGUGGACAAAAUCGCCGAGUUUCAGAAGAUUGUAGGAGGUUUCAUUGAAAUGGUGGAUGGUCUCGCCAAAGAAGUAGAGAAAGAAAAGAUGAAGGCGAUAGGAUCUAGAAAUCUCCUGAAGUCCAUCGCCAAGCAGAGAGAGGCGCAACAACAGCAGCUAAGAGCGCUUAUCGCAGAGAAGAAAACACAGUUAGAAAGGUUCCGACUGCAGCAUGAAGCCCUGCAAAAAGUAGAAAGUGAGCAAAAUGAAUUCAUUGAACAAUUCAUUCUACAGAAGUGAUCUGCUCACCACAUGAUCUCCUCGUUUUAAUUGAUGUAAAUACUGGAGCUGUAUAUUAUAAUUUAGAAUUAUGUUCUUCUUUGCAAGUCAUCUCAGUUUUGUUAAAUAAUGUGUACAGUUCAUAAGUAGAUCACAUUGGGUAUGACAGUUUUUCAUUUCACCUUGAAACAAAGGCCCUUUUUGACCUUGCUUUCUGAUUUCUCUAGUGUUUUGAGUGGCAAAUCCUAACUGAUGUGACUGUGGCUUUGGAAUUAUACCAAAGUUUUCAAACUUCUCAAUCAUCAGUUUGCUUAAAAAGUGUGACUCUAUCGAACCCACUAAACCAACCCAGGAUCAAACACUGAUUUACAUGGGUCAGGCAGAUUUUUGGGGCUAGGAGGCUUCUAGUCCCCCCUACAUUUCAAACAUUUUAUACAUUCUUUGUCAUUCAACCUUACUUUCUCAUAAUACAUUUUCACUUUUCCCCCUCUAUCUCCAAAAUAUGCUGCAUCAAACAGUUAUUCUGAGAUUUCUCCUGUAUGAUGUAUGAUCCUGAAAAAACAAAUGUUUUCAUGUAUAAUGAAUAAUGUAAUAAUCCAAAUAGGUAGUAAAAGCUGGUUAAUGUAAAUGCUGUGAAACAAUGUCAAACUUGUAAAUAAACUGCUGUUUGAAAGGCA